This is a messenger RNA of Tripterygium wilfordii, 1484 nucleotides long. RefSeq names its product ornithine carbamoyltransferase, chloroplastic. The coding region runs from base 61 to 1194 and encodes 377 amino acids. Gene Ontology annotation, molecular function: ornithine carbamoyltransferase activity; amino acid binding. Lineage: Eukaryota; Viridiplantae; Streptophyta; Magnoliopsida; Celastrales; Celastraceae. The transcript has 5 exons. Gene Ontology annotation, biological process: L-citrulline biosynthetic process. The record is from RefSeq and is a predicted model, not a curated record. Gene Ontology annotation, cellular component: intracellular membrane-bounded organelle.
GAAAUAGGAAGUACGUUACUGGUGCGCUCACUCAGCCCUACAUACUCUGAUCUCUCUGGAAUGGCGGCGAUUUCGUGCCACUGUGCAGCUCCGUCGGAGAAAGUCUCUGUAUCCUCUCCGUCAUUGUCUUUCUCUGCAAAUUUCGCGAGGAAAUCGGCGAUAUUACCCUGCGUAUCUCUGCCAUCUUGGGUAAUCCGCCGAGGAAAAGGAAUUUCGUGCCAGGCCUCCUCUGCAACUUCGUCUUCAUCAUUUUCAGUCAAUGGAAAAGCAAAUUCAGAGCUGAAAGACUUUCUUCACAUUACUGACUUUGACCAAGCCACUAUCAAGAAGAUCUUAGACCGUGCUUCAGAGGUCAAGGCACUGCUAAAAUCAGGAGAGAGAUCCUAUCUCCCAUUUAAAGGGAAGACAAUGGCAAUGAUCUUUGCAAAGCCUUCUAUGAGAACGCGAGUUUCAUUCGAGACAGGCUUUUUCUUACUAGGAGGUCAUGCUAUAUAUUUAGGACCAGAUGAUAUCCAAAUGGGUAAACGGGAGGAAACUCGUGAUGUAGCUCGUGUAUUGUCUCGCUAUAAUGACAUAAUUAUGGCGCGUCUUUUUGCGCAUCAGGACAUUCUUGAUCUGGCAAAGUAUGCAACUGUACCGAUUAUUAACGGUCUGACAGACUACAACCAUCCUUGCCAAAUAAUGGCCGACGCUCUCACAAUAAAUGAACACAUUGGUCAAUUAGAGGGAACCAAGGUUGUCUAUGUUGGGGAUGGUAAUAACAUUGUGCACUCAUGGUUGUUAUUGGCCUCUGUCAUUCCGUUCCACUUUGUUUGCGCCUGCCCAAAAGGUUUUGAACCAGAUAAGGAAACAGUUGAGAAGGCACAACAGGCUGGGAUUGGCAAAAUUGAGAUAACAAAUGAUCCUAAGGAAGCUGUUAGGGGAGCUGAUGUUGUCUACACAGACGUGUGGGCCAGUAUGGGGCAAAAAGAAGAGGCUGCUUAUCGUCGACAAGUGUUUCAAGGAUUUCAGAUCAACGAAGAGCUCAUGAAGUUAGCAGGUCCGAAAGCGUAUUUCAUGCAUUGUUUACCUGCAGAAAGAGGAGUGGAGGUGACUGAUGGGGUAAUUGAAGCCCCAAAUUCCAUCGUCUUUCCACAAGCCGAGAAUCGUAUGCACGCGCAGAAUGCAAUAAUGCUUCAUGCACUAGGCUUAUGAGACUCCAGGCCAACAAGAUUUGAUGGAAUGACAGCGUCACUCAAGAUGCUAAACCAUGGCCUUUUUAUGGUAGAAUUUUUGCAUGUUCAGUUUCUAUAUGUUUUAUGUCUAGGUUAAUUAAAGAUGUGCUAUACUUAACUAUUUCAGCACUGAAGAAAUUGUGACUGUUUCUGUUAAGUAAUCAUUUGUUACAAACUCGAGUCCUACAUCAGAAGUAUGGUAGUAUGGUUUGGGAUUUUGGUGUGGAGUUUAUAUAUAUAGACAUUGGGCUCUCUAACUUUACAAGCUAA